Messenger RNA from Erythranthe guttata (spotted monkey flower), 1238 nucleotides. Lineage: Eukaryota; Viridiplantae; Streptophyta; Magnoliopsida; Lamiales; Phrymaceae. The record is from RefSeq and is a predicted model, not a curated record.
AUUGUACUUGUUCAAUCUUGUUUUAAUAUUCUGCUACAUCAUUUUCAGAUUGUUAUAUUAAAGAUAGUUGUACAAGCUACAAUCUUGUUGAACAGUCCAUUAUUGCAUGCAUCUCCCCGAAACCAAUUAGUUGACUUUCGAAACUUAAAUAAAAAUCGGAACACAUAUUUUUAUUCUCCAAUCUAAACCAAGGGGCAUAGGCAAUUAGAAACAUGGCUAUUCCUAACUUCUUCAUUUUCAUUUUCCUUCUCCUCUCUAUAGUGCAUGCUCAGAACAACUAUUGUCCAACUUCCUACUGUAAUAGCGUGGCCAUACAGUUUCCGUUCUGGCGACAAGGUCGGCAACUGCCCUCAAACUGUCAACCAACUGGAUUCAACCUAAGCUGCAAUGGUCAGAACAAAGCAAUCUUAAACAUUCCUCGUGCUGGAGAUUUUUAUGUAAGUUAUAUCAACUACUAUCUUAGAAGAAUUACGCUCAGCGAUCCCGAUAAUUGCCUCCCGAGGAAAUAUUUGAGCUCGAGUCUUUCAUAUUCUCCAUUCAUGGCAAUUUCCAAUCAGAAUUAUACCUUUAUCAGCUGUCCUAAAGGACUGGGUAGUAGCGAUAUCUAUAUUGUUCAUUGCCUCAGCAACGACACCACCGAUGUCUUGGUUAUAAAGAAUGAGGCAGCUGUAGCGAUAUUCCCCGAGUGCAAGAAAAUGGUCACGGUACGAGUACCAGUUUCAUCGUACGAGUAUUCGUUUCCAGUCAAUUUUGAUCUAAGAUGGGAUGACUCUGCAACCGGUAAGGAUCUUUCACUAAUUUGCAACCGGUCAGUUGAGAUUAAAAGUGCAGAAAACAAAAGACCUGUCUCUAGAAUCUUUGCCUUGGCAUUCGUCAUAUCGUCCAUGGUUAUUCCAGUAGUGAUAAUCGGCAUAGCGUGCUGCAUAUGCAUGAUGAGACGCAACAACCUUCAGGAUAGUGGCUCGAACCAAACUUCCGGAGUAACUGGUUUAUCAAACACAGUGACAACAGGGCUGGGCAUAUCGACAAUCGAAACCUACAAAAAAAUCACAAUUGGCGAAAGUCGUCGGAUUGAAGGGCCUAAUGGUAUAACCUGCGCAAUAUGCCUGGCAGAUUAUGUUCCGCAGGACACGAUAAGGGUCAUGCCUGAAUGCCAACAUUGUUUCCAUGUCGAAUGUAUAGAUCAGUGGUUAGGAAUCAAGGCUAAGUGUCCAAUCUGCAGGGCCUCACAGGCUUAA